AGUGCUGCCUCCGAACAACAUUUGUCAAUUGUCAAAUUGAAAAUACCCAUUAGAACCGCAGCAUGGACGCAAGUUAACAAGUCGCAUCUAUUGCCGGUAUUCAAUUGUUGUGUGUUUAAAGAAAUACAUAGGCAACGUACGGGACUGUUACACUUCAAAUUGCUCCUAAACAAUGGGUUCCUACUUGUCUGAACCGGUGUGCGAUAAAAUAUCCAGCGACGAGGCCAACGAUAGAGUAAAAUGUGGCUCCAGUUCUAUGCAGGGCUGGCGGGUCACUCAAGAGGAUGCUCACAACUGUAUACUUGAAUUCGACAAUAACUGUUCGUUCUUUUCGGUGUACGACGGGCAUGGGGGCCACGAGGUGGCCCAGUACUGUGCGCAAAAAUUGCCCGACUUCAUAAAAUCGUUGGAUGCCUAUAAGGAGGGCAACAUAGAAAAGGCACUUGUUGAUGGAUUUCUGGGAUUCGAUGCCACAAUCGCAACAAAGGAAGUUAUCGCCGUUUUGAAGGAAUUAGCAGGCGAAAAAGAUCAAGACGAUGACGAUGAGGAGAACGUGAACAAUUUAUAUGAAGAGGCGACCAUGCCCAUAGAAAAGGUUAUCGAAAAAUACACCAACCUGUCAAAUCCGCUGUUACGAAACGUUAAAAAGAGCGAGGGCGAUAAAUUCCUUAAAUCGCCCCUGUUGAGGGCCAAAAGGGAGGACGACUGCGGCAGUUCCUCUGAUGCCGGGGCGUCGGGAAGUGGCUGCGGCAGCAGCAACAGCCACGCCGCGUCCGCCGAAGACGUUAGCAGCAGUUGCGGAGACUCUAGCGAGGCCAAAUCCUCAGACAAUCAAUCAGCGGAAAAAAAACCUGAAACGAACGGUUCCUCCUGCCCCGACAUAGUAGUCACGGCCCCGACUACUUCAGAUUCGAGCGAGGCCGCCGCUCCGGAAACGGAGGGCGAAUCGAGCAAGACGGAGGUGCACACGAACGGCGAUAUAGGAGAUUCACACGGGGACAGCGUGACAACGCCGCCUAACGGGGAAGACGUCGUAUCUAAAAAAGGUAAGGGUAAAGCGUUAGCCAAAAAGUCUCUUAAGUCACCGAAAAUGAACACGAGACCGAAAAGAAAUGCAAAUCAGUUGUAUAAGAAACUGCUGGACUUGGCCGACAGUGAUGAUGAAUCAGAAGAUGAGGAAGAUAAAACGUUCGAAGGACCGAAUGAUGUCAGCGAUGAUGACGAAGAAGACGGGGUCAACGCAUCGCUCGAGAACGACUCUGACUGCUCAUCAGGCGAAGAAUGCGAAGAGGAAGAAGAUGAUGAUGAGGAGGACGAUGAUGAGGAUGAGGAAGAUUAUCAGUUCGUGAAGAACAUGAAAGAAGAACCUGGCUCAGACAGUGGCUGCACCGCCGUCGUAGCUUUACUAAAAGGCAACGAACUCUACGUUGCUAAUGCCGGAGAUUCACGAUGUGUUGUGUGCAGAAAUGGAAAGGCGGUGGAAAUGAGCUUUGACCACAAGCCAGAGGAUGAACCCGAACGGGAACGAGUUCUGAAGGCCGGUGGCAAAGUGACGGCUGACGGACGUGUCAACGGAGGCCUGAACCUGUCACGCGCUAUCGGUGACCACGCCUACAAGCAGAAUAAGGAACUAAGCGAUAGGGAGCAGAUGAUUACUGCCCUGCCGGACGUGAAGAGGCUCACCAUCAGCCCCGGCGAGGACGAGUUCAUGGUCUUGGCCUGCGACGGGAUUUGGAAUUACAUGUCCAGUCAAGAGGUAGUCGACUUUGUCAAGCCGAAGUUGGAGGGCGCAGAGAAAAUCAGCUCAAUUUGCGAAAUGAUGUUCGACCAUUGUCUGGCUCCAAACACGAUGGGCGACGGCACUGGUUGUGAUAAUAUGACCGCCAUCAUAGUUCAGUUUAAACCAAGCAUCCUUAAGCGUGCGGCCAGCCCCACGUUGGAGGUUGUCGAUACCGUUGAAGCCAAGAGGCAGAAGACUGAAGAGGCCGACAGUCAGAGCAGUUCCGCGUAAACCCGGACCACCGACACUAUUUGUUAUAUCGUUUCGGGUCUAUUAAAUCAUGUAUAGACUGACUAUAUUUGUGUGUUGAAAUGUGCGCGCGAGCCUAAAUUGUGGUUGAGGCAAUUCCAAGUUCCGUUGGUUGGAUGGUGAAUUAAUAACUUUGUAUAUACUGUUUUGUCUUCUUCAAUAGUUAACAAUUUUCAAGUCUAAUUUAUUAUGUAGUUUUUAAUUUAAUUUUUAACAAUUUUAACUUCAUAUUACACAUAUCCUAUAUGGGCUUUUAUCACAUUUUAUACAUUAUUUAGAUUCAAAUAGAAAGGAGCAGCGCCAUCCAGCAAUCAAUUGAAGAAAAUUAGUUUGGGUUUCGUCUGCGGUUCAUGCUAAAGACUAUAAACCGCAAAAUGAAAUAUUUUUAUACUUUAAUUAACAUAGAAUAUGUACAAGUUUUUUGAAUGAGCGACGAUCAGUUUUACCUAUUAGUUUCUGUUUCAAUCACACCAUGGUGAGAGGUGCCUUCAGUUUUUGUUUAGACUGUGGUGUUUUUGUAAAUUUUGUGUAUUUUCCAAUUAUUAUUUUGUAUUUUGUUAAUAUUUUUGUUAUUUUUUGUUUUGUAUUUUGAUUUAAAAACUACUUGUCGAUAAUUCCAAACGAUGUUCCCUUUUACUUCUGUUUAAAUUUUAUUUAAUAUAAUUAACAAAUGUCAGGCCAUUCAUAUUAGUACUGUUUAAAUAAAUGUUUAAUAAAAUAUUUAUAGAAUUUUAAUAAGACUAGGCCACAAGAUAAAAAUAUUUUUAUACAUUAAAGUUUAAUACCAUUUUAUUCUGUUGACUGAUUUGUCUGGUUACAAAUAUGCUUCAGUUUGAGUCAGCAUGGUGAAAGGUGCCUUCAAUUUUACUGUGGUGUUCUUGUUAAUUGCACAUUUUCUAAUUAUUUUUUUGAUUAGUUUUAUAUUUUACUGAAGUUAGUUAUUUUUUUCCAGAACAUCGUAUUUUUUAUUCCGUUUAUGUUGAAAUAUUUAUUAAUAAGCCAAAAAUUGUAACAGUUUAUUUUAGUGAUGAUUACUGUUAAAAGAAUAAAUCUGUAAUAAAGUAUUGAUAGAUUUUUAA
This is a messenger RNA of Aethina tumida (small hive beetle), 3108 nucleotides long. RefSeq lists its product as uncharacterized. The transcript is spliced from 8 exons. Gene Ontology annotation, biological process: protein dephosphorylation. Gene Ontology annotation, molecular function: protein serine/threonine phosphatase activity; cation binding. The coding region runs from base 173 to 2011 and encodes 612 amino acids. NCBI's taxonomy places the organism in Eukaryota, Metazoa, Arthropoda, Insecta, Coleoptera, Nitidulidae. The record is from RefSeq and is a predicted model, not a curated record.